CCUAGCUUCAAUUUCACCAUCAUUUGCCGCAUAUCACCAGAAUGGUACUCAACCAAGCCUUUCUCAUCUUUUGUGCUUUUCCGGUCGUGUUCAUCGCUUGGUCCGCAUACUCGCUCGCGGAAAACUAUGUGAAAGCCAAAUCCACAGGGCUUCCCAUUACUCUCCGCUUUGUCUCACCUGGGUCCCCACUAUGGAUGAUGUUAUCGCCCCUAAUUAUGCGCAUCUGCUCAUAUUUACCCUUCACGAGCACGUUCAUUGCAACCUAUCGGCGUGGCUGGGAAGGGCGGCAACGGUGUCGGCCCCAUGUAGAAAUGGGUGACAUGUUCAUGAUCGUGACCCCAGGUGGCAAUUGGCUAAAAGUGUGUAAUGAUAGACUUGUUAGUGAGAUCCUAAAACGAAGAGACGAUUUUUAUCGCGACUUGGCUGCCUUUGAGGUCUUAAACAUAUAUGGCAAGAAUCUGGCAAGCACCGGGGGUGCAGAGUGGAAUCGGCAUCGCAAGGUAGCGGCGGUAACUUUCACGGAGAAGAACAAUGAGUUGGUGUGGAGAGAGAGCUUGAAGCAGGCUGGGGAGAUGCUGCAAUACUGGCUACACCGGUCCCCGCAGCCGAUUCGAACAUUGGCCGAAGACACGCGGGUGUUUACUCUGAAUGUGCUAGCUGCCGCAUUGUUCGACAAGACUUAUCCAUUUGAGAGCCGUGCCGAGAGUAAGCUACGGCAGAAGAAUGGCAAGAAGGACUCCGCAUUUGGCUAUCGGGAUAGUCUAUCGACGAUUCUUCGAAUGAUCAUCCCGAUUCUCAUUUUUGGAGAGAAGAAGCUGAAGGAAGCAUGGUGGUUGCCGGAAUCUUUCAGGAAGGCAGGAUUCGCUGUGUCCGACUUCCGCACCUACGUUACGGACCUAAUAAAUGAAGAGCGUGUUCUCAUUUCACAAGGCAAACAGAACACGCCAAACCUCGUCACCAAUCUUGUCCGAGCAUGUGAAGAAGAGAGCGACGGCAGCCUCAGUACGGGUGACUCGAGGCCUGGUCGCACAAUUCUCACGAAAGACGAAAUUAUCAGCGAUCUCUUCGUCUUUGCCUUUGCGGGGAAUGAUACCACCGCGAUCACUCUCGCGCAUAUUCUGGGAGAGAUGGCGGCCCAUCCUGAGAUUCAGGACUGGAUAUCAGAGGAGAUACAUUUCGUGCUUCAAAGCACGGAUAUCAAGACCUGGAAUUAUUCCACAUGCUCCCAACUAAAACGAUGCUGGGCGGUCGUAUACGAAACCCUACGGCUGUGCCACCCUCUAGGUCAGCUCGUGAAAACAACAGGCAACUUACCACGAACUCUUAAUUUCGACUCUAGAAUCAUCACGAUUCCGCCACAUACUACAGUGGAAAUCAAUCUCCCCGCCCUUCAAACACAUCCUCGAUACUGGGGUGCUGAUUCACUUACCUGGAACCCUAAGCGUUUCAUUUCCGGAGAUUCCAUUAACCACGAAAUUCUUCCACCUGAUACUACCGAGGUAUUCCUCCCUUGGUCAACGGGGAAGAAUGUAUGUCCCGGGAAGCGAUUUUCUCAGGUCGAGCUUGUGGCGGCAUUAGUUACAUUGUUCCGCGACUACAGGUUGGAACCGGUGAUGGAGCCUAGGGAGACAAUUGAAGAUGCCAAACUGAGAACUCGGAGACUUGCUGAAGAUGUUGAGAUGAGGUUGCUGCAUGAGAUCCGGGAACCGGAAAAGAUAGGUCUACGGUGGUCAAAGAAGAGUACAUAG
Molecule: messenger RNA, 1748 nt
Organism: Lindgomyces ingoldianus
Lineage: Eukaryota; Fungi; Ascomycota; Dothideomycetes; Pleosporales; Lindgomycetaceae
Product: cytochrome P450
Exons: 2
Coding region: 42-1748 (568 amino acids)
Molecular function (GO): oxidoreductase activity, acting on paired donors, with incorporation or reduction of molecular oxygen; heme binding; iron ion binding
Source: RefSeq, a predicted model, not a curated record